GUGUUCUCACCUUCAAAAGUUGCAUUUCGAAGCUGUCGGGACUUGUUGGAUCACCCUCUCAGUUUGCACACCAAUUCCUGGCAUGCAUCCCCUCAAAACUUCCCUUGCACUUUAAAAUUAAAGCCUGGGAAGCACACCCUCCUCGGUUCAGUCCCCACUGGAUUUGCUGCUUAUCUCUCGUAUUCCCCUGAAGUGGAGAAAUAGUUGUUGUGGCAAGCAAACCCCGUUUCUUUAAGCUAAUAAAGGCCCCAUCUUGGCUGUACUACUUAGGAUUCUGCCUGCUUCAGAAGCAGCAGGAGAAGUCGGGAGGACAUGCUAAGGGCAAGAGCGUGUGGCUCCUACUUGGGCUCCUGAUGGGAAAAUUUUUUGAUUUUUGAGGAAAAGAGAGACGGGCGAGAGUGGGGGCCAUGGAAGGGGGAAUGGCUGUCGCAGGUGAUGACGAGGGCAGCAGCGGAGUUGGAAAAGAGGAGUUUUUAGGGGUAAAGUUGAGGAGAGGGGUCGCAGUGGAGAAAAAGGGCGGCCUUUGCACUCCGGUACCCACCUGGAAGUUGGGAGCGCUCGGCUCUUCAGAGAGUGAACCGAGCGAGCCCAAGAGGAGUUCGGUGUCGGCGCGGAAGCUUGGAGCGAACCUAUGGGAGAACCAGGACUUGGUGCCCUACGCAGCGACGAGCCGGAGACGCGACAAGCUCCGACGACAAAGGGAAGGGAAGGCGAUUGAUGACGGUCUUGACAACCGGCUUGAAAAUGCAAGUAGUUUGAGGCGGCAUGUUGCAGCUUCAUUAGUAAAAAAUUACAAAUUGAAUGAGAGAAAAACCCGAGCUGUGGAACUUGCAUCUCCUGCAAGUUACAGUAGUUCCAUGAAGGUUCUAUUGACAAAGUUUCCUAGCGUGCCACCAACGUUCCAAGUAACAUCAAAUGUUGUCCAGGAUUUGACAAUUACAAAUAAUAUUCACUCAACAAUCUAUAUUUCUUUAUUUAUUUUUUUCAUAAUUAAUUAAAUGCAUUAGUUGAACUGUGGUGAACUUUUGAAAUUAGCUUAUCUAUGUUGAUCAUGUUUCUUCAUUCAUUUGGUAGUUUGAUAUCAACCAAAUGACACAAUCUAGUGGAUUUAGCUUAGGAAGAACUUUUCAAUCUAGCCUUCAGCAACAACAACUGCAUACUACCACAACCCAUAGUAGUGAGCUGCCUUUUGCCACUGGAAACACUCAAGACCUACGUUCACAUGGCUCUGAUUUCUUUCUUUCUCAUGGUAAUUAUCAUUCACAGAUUCAAAACAGUGGAGACCCUAGUAUUGGGUUGAGACCGUUGAACUCUCCUACACUAGCCUCUGGUAUGAGUAUGUAUGAGCAACUGAUUCAACAAUAUCAAUAACCACAAAGUCUUUCUCAACUUCGACUACAGCAGAUGUCUGAUGUUUGCCACUCAUAUAGAGAUCAAAAUGUAAAGCCCACUCGGUAGGACUGAGCUUGAGCUCGACAGAUAGUCUUUAUAAAACAUUUGGUUCUCCAUGGUCUGAUGAGCCUGCCAAGGGGGAGCUUAAGUACUGCAGUCCAACAUGUUAUUAUGCCAAAACACCACCACCUCUACAUGUAAGCUUUUAUGUUGUGGUUUUAUUUGCCGAUAUGAAUGGGGUACUUGAAGAGUAUAUGAUUUAUCAAAUCUGUUAUUGUUGUUGUAGCAACUACUGUCACGCCCCAGAGAAGUCUCUGUCCGAAGAAAUUUCGGCAGCAUCUCCCCUGUACGGCGGACAAUCUGGAACUUUUCUACAAGCACUAUAUACCUCAG
This is a messenger RNA of Zingiber officinale, 1785 nucleotides long. RefSeq lists its product as uncharacterized. NCBI's taxonomy places the organism in Eukaryota, Viridiplantae, Streptophyta, Magnoliopsida, Zingiberales, Zingiberaceae. Bases 408 to 998 code for a protein of 196 amino acids. The record is from RefSeq and is a predicted model, not a curated record. The transcript is spliced from 5 exons.